AGUAAAACUGUUGUGAGCAGUAAGUAAAUCAGUUAGUGCUCAUGCGCUUACUUUGAAAUGCAGACGCUUAGAAAGUUGGGGAAAGCAUGAUGAAUACGUAUUUUUUCCUACAUGCGAAUUCCUUUUAAAAAUAUGCGUGUGAACUAGAAGUAUUUACUCAAUCCAGUAUCCUGCUGAAAUGCACAGGCAAGCAGAAAACAACCUACUCAAGUACCUAAAAUAUAGAAGUGAUAUUGUGGGUGUUACUAUAACUGGUAUGGAAAUGGCGGAUGAGUUUCCAACUCCAUCAAAUGUAGAUCCAGUUGAAUUGCAAAAAAACAUACAAUUUAACUUAAACACAAACCCCAAAGCCAAGGAGAAAUAUGUCCCUCCAUUACUGGAACCUCUGCCAUGUUUGAAGCAACACCAAGAAAAGAUUGCAGCACAGUACUACAUUUGUGAUAAAGUCCAAGUAGCUGAAGGGGCUACAAAAUUGGUGAAAACAAGUUCAACUCAUUUGCCUCCUAUUGACAUAGCUGAAGCUGAUACCGAUUUACCAGUUGCUUUAAGAGGGAGGAAACGAACUCACCGUAUGAAAUCGCUCUUUCCUGAAUCAUAUGCCAAAGAUUUGCUUAAAUUUAAGAAGUUUGGCAAAGUUGAAACAAAUGUUUAUAGAGGUAUGAGAGAUAUGAAUGAAGUAAUCAAGUGUCUUUGUGCUAAUAAGGAUAAAAGUAUUGGUUUCUUUUAUUUGGCACACUGUGUUCCAAAGACAUCCCCAUAUUACCAUUAUUACAAUCUCAAAGUUGUCCAUUAUGUUGAUAUUGACCGAAAUAAUUACUCCACCAUUAGCACUCGUGGUGUUAUGAAAUAUUUGGCAAACAAUGAACCGGAAUUCACUGAACUUGAUGAGUGGCAGCAAGAUUAUAUCAAUUUUUCCAAAAUUAGAAAGACUCGCUUUUUUGCUCAAUUUCAAAUGUGGAAACCAUUCAAGUUAUGGCACAAGAACAUCCGACAGAUGAAAUUCAAGACUAGUGAAAACUUUUUGAGAGAAAAUUUAUAUAUGCUGAAUCCUAUGCUGACUGCGACCAUUUUAAAAAUAAAAGAGAUGUGUGACAAAGUCAGUCAAAUGAGGUUAUGUAAAAUCGAAGAGGACAAAACAUAUGCAGCUUCCCAAUUUUAUGAAGCUCAAUGUGAACAAUCAAAAAUUAUUGUAACACACACACAAACAUUUCGGGACAUUGUCAAAAAUAUUGCAAGAAUUGCUUGUCGGAAUGCAAUGCUAAAAGAUGGCUUUGUGCCAGAUGACUGUCACCAAAAUGCUGAUGGCCAUACUUCAUUGACAGUACCUGGAGUUAAACCAAAGAAAAAUAAAUAUGCUGUUUGCCAAAGACUCACAAGUUUCAUUCGCUAUCUUGAUUAUAUCAUUGUUUCUGCUUUACGUCAACUUGUUAUUGAUGCUGUACGGAAUUUACUUGUCUAUUUUACUGAAUUAUUGAACAAUGCUCCUAGUUUUUCAAGGAUAAUUACAAGAAAAACUGACUUUAACCCCGAGUCUCUUGAUAUAGUUAUUGUAGAGGCAGAUGAUGAGAGUAAGGUAUUAAAUCCCCUGUUUAGAACUGACUUACUUCUUAAAAUCGACCGAAUUGCAUUUCAACCAGAUGUGAAAGGUUUCCGUGACCUAAUGAAUCAAAUCUUUAUAAGAUAUCAGCAGACAGCUUUGUCAGUGCCAAAUUUACUACCUGAUGACUAUUUCAAUGCUUUUACUCGACCAAUAGCUUAUCACAGUAUCACAGAAAAAACCUGUGGAGAAGGUCCAAACUUGGGUAUCAUAUUUGAAGAAGAUAGAAUCUUGCAAAAUUUGAAAACUGGCAUCCUGGAUGCACUAGAAAGUGGUUUCAACAAUGCAAUUCAGUAUGUUAAUCUCCUCCUUCCUUGUCAGAGAUUUUAUCAAGAAAAUGAAAGUAUGAACCCAGAGCAUCUUAAAGCUCCAAAACUAGAUGUUGACUUUUAUGAGAUUGCUCUCAAUCGUUAUAAGCGACAAACUUCCUUGACGAAUAAUAUCCAGGUGAAAAUGAACACUGGCGUUUUACUGGUUGAUGCAACAAACAUGAAGAGUCUUCUCAUACCAUCGACUGUGACGCUAUUGAAUAUUGUUCAUGAUAACUUUAUCAGUGUUGCCAAUGUAGAGACGAAUCGUCUUAUGCACAUAAUCACCGAUUCCAAGUUCCAGUUAGAACUAAUUCCCUUGACAACAGCAGAAUGUGCCAAACAUUUGACGUUUCUUGAUAAAAUACAAGAAAAUGUAGAAACACUGGCUGUUGAACUUCAAGUAGUUAAUCGAAUAUAUGAUAUUAUAACACUGUACAACGUCCCAAUAUCUCCUGAGAUUCUUGCUGUUUACCAGAUCUUGGAACCAUCAUUUGAUGCUUUCCGAAACACUGUAGACAAAGCUUUAUAUGAAAGAGACUAUUUCAUCAACUGUUUGAAAAAUUUCAUUAAUCAUGACAUCAAAGAUCUAAGGAAAGAAGUCACAGAAAUAAAGCAAGAAGCAAUGAAUCCUAAAAUCCUGGACAUAAACUCCAAUAAAAAUCAAGUUAUGCAACUACUAAAGAAAUUUAUAUCAUCAAUGAAUAAAAUAGUAACAGAUUCUGAAACAUUUCAAGCAUAUCAAAAAGAUUUCAAGAUUGAGGUAACAGACUUUGAUGACCUUGAUGAACUAAACCAAGAAUUACUAAUGAAGCAGAAACUAUGGACUGCAAUGGAAGAUUGGGACACUUUAACAGCAAAAGCCAUGGUUUGUCCUUUUGAUUCCCUUGAUCAUGAAGAGCUGCAAAAAAAUACUCUGUCGUAUUUAAAAACUUGCAAUAUAAUGCAAAAAUCUUUGCCUCCGAAUAACAUUGUUGGUGCAUUGAAAGAGAAGGUGGAAGACAUGAAAGAGAAGCUUCCUGUAAUAAUGAACUUACAUAACCCUGCUUUGAGAGCUCGACACUGGGAGCAAAUUCAAAGAGUUCUUGGCUUCUCUAUUACGCCAGAAGACCCAUUAAACUUGGGAAAACUAAUCGAGUGGAACUCUUUUGAAUUUUUGGACGAAAUUCAAGAUAUAUCUAGCCAAGCAAGUUCUGAGAAUGGUCUUGAGAUCAUUCUAAAGAAGGUUGAAAAUUCAUGGAAGAAAAUUGAAUUCCUUGUUUUGCCAUAUAAAGAUUAUGCCGACACGUUUAUACUGGGAGGAACUGAUGACAUCCAGCAAAUUCUUGAUGACAGUAUAAUUAACAUUUCUACCAUUGCAAGUUCACGCUAUGUUGGUCCCAUCAAAUCUCGUGUAGAGGAAUGGCAAGUAGACUUGGAACUUGUUGGAAAGACUCUGGAUGCAUGGCUUCUGUGCCAGAAAAUGUGGCUUUAUCUGGAAAGUAUUUUUAGUGCCCCUGAUAUCAUACGUCAGCUUCCGAGUGAAGGCAAAAUGUUCCGACAAGUUGACAAAAGUUUCAAAGACAUAAUGAGAAAACUACUUAAAAGACCCCGAGCUUUAAGAGCAUGUUUACAGCCAGGUUUGCUUGAGGCAUUACAGAAUAACAAUGCUUUGUUAAAUUCUAUACAGAAAUGUCUUGAAACAUAUCUGGAAGUGAAACGGUUGAGUUUCCCAAGAUUUUAUUUCCUUUCUAAUGAUGAGUUAUUGGAAAUUCUUGCUCAAACACGGAAUCCUCUUGCUGUUCAGCCACAUAUGAAAAAAUGCUUUGAUGCCAUAAAUUUACUGGAUUUUGGAGAAAAAGACAAGGAUUUAGAAGAUAUCCAAGCACAUGCUGAAACUAUGAAGACAAUCUAUGCUAUGAUAUCACCUGAAGGUGAAAUUGUCAGUCUUGGUAGGGACUUGAAGACACGUGGAAACGUUGAAGAUUGGCUUGGUAAAGUUGAAGAAGCAAUGUUUGCUAGCAUACGACAAUUGGUUAAACGAGCUGUCUUGGAUCAUGAUGAAACAGAAUACAAAACGUGGCUAUUUUCCUUCCCAAAUCAGGUGAUACUUACAGUGUCUAUGGUGAUGUGGUGUCGAGAUGCACAUCUUUGUUUGGAAAGUGAAGAUAACUGUCUUGAGAUGAUGGGAAUAUUUGAACAAAAGUGCUUCAAUGAUUUGAACCAGCUUGCUGCUCUUGUGAGUGGGAAACUAUCAAAACUGAACAGGGCUACAGUGUGUGCUCUAAUUACCACAAAAGUUAAUGCUCGGGAUAUUAUCUCUGAAUUAGUUAAGAAACAGGUUGACAGUAUUGAGAGCUUUGAUUGGCAGAAACAACUCCGCUAUUAUUGGGAUACCACCACAGACAUGUGUAUUAUCCAUAUGUCUAAUUCCGAUUAUUUCUAUGGUUACGAGUACCUUGGGGCUUCUCCAAGACUUGUUAUAACACCCUUAACGAAUCGUUGUUAUCUGUGUCUAAUGGGUGCAUUACAACUUGACCUUGGCGGUGCACCUGCUGGUCCAGCAGGAACAGGCAAAACUGAAACGACAAAGGAUUUAGCCAAAGCUUUGGCUAAACAGUGUGUUGUCUUCAACUGUUCAGAUGGUUUAGAUUAUAAGAUGAUGGGUCGUUUCUUCUCCGGACUUGCACAAACUGGAGCUUGGUGUUGCUUUGAUGAGUUUAACCGCAUUGAUACUGAAGUGUUGUCUGUUAUUGCUCAACAACUUAUUACCAUUAGGAAUGCCAAAGUUGCAAAGGUUUCCCGAUUCAUCUUUGAAGGCCAUGAUAUCAAAUUGAUCAGAACCUGUGCUGCAUUCAUCACAAUGAAUCCAGGCUAUGCUGGUCGUACUGAACUGCCAGAUAACCUAAAAGCUCUUUUUAGACCUUUUGCUAUGAUGGUGCCAGACUAUUGUCUGAUAGCUGAAGUGAUCUUGUAUUCUGAGGGAUUUGAAUCCUCAAAGCUGUUGGCUCAAAAGAUGACACAAAUGUACAAACUGUGUAGUGAGCAACUCUCACAGCAAGAUCAUUAUGACUUUGGGAUGAGAGCCAUUAAAUCAAUUUUGGUUAUGGCUGGCUCUCUUAAGCAGCAGAAUCCAGGUCAAGACGAGGAUAGUUUACUUAUCAGAGCUCUUCACGACAGUAACAUUCCAAAGUUUUUGAAGGAAGAUGCUAUACUAUUCCAGUCAAUUCUUCAAGAUCUUUUUCCUGGAAUUACGGUUUCUGAACCUGAUUAUGGUGUUUUAGAAAGAGAAAUAAUAAAAGCAGCUGAAGCGAAAAAGUUAAUGGUUGUUCCAACUCAGAUCCUGAAAGUUAUUCAGUUGUAUGACACCAUGCUUGUUCGCCACGGAGUCAUGCUGGUUGGACCAACUGGAGGAGGUAAAACAACCGUUUACAAAGUGUUGGCUGAUGCAUUGGGCAAUUUGCAUGCUCUUGGAGAGGAUAUGCCUUUCUACCAACCAGUCAUUUGUUACAUUCUUAACCCCAAAUCUAUCUCAAUGGAAGAGUUGUAUGGAGGAAUAAACCGACUUACUUUAGAAUGGCAUGAUGGACUAAUGGCCAUUGUUAUUAGAAUAGCUGUUGCAGACACAAGCCCGAAACACCAGUGGGUUAUCUCUGAUGGUCCUGUUGAUGCCCUCUGGAUAGAAAACAUGAAUACUGUUCUUGAUGACAAUAAAAUGCUUUGCCUGGCAAACAGUGAAAGAAUCAAGUUAACACCUUAUAUCCACAUGUUGUUUGAAGUUGAAGAUCUUGCAGUUGCCUCUCCUGCAACUGUUAGUCGUUGUGGUAUGGUGUACAUUGAUCCUGGAGGACUUCAAUGGUUUCCUUAUGUAGAAAAAUGGAUGAAGAAAUGGGAAAGCCUCUUGAAAGAAACAACCAAAGAAUUUCUACUUAACCUUUUCCGUGAAUAUGUGGACAAAGGUUUUGAAUUUGUGAGAAGAAAUUGUGGUCAAACUAUAAAUCAGGUGAACAUUUCAAAAGUUACUACUUUAUGCAAACUUUACGAGUCACUGGUGUUUUCCGAGCAGUCUAAGAAGUACAUUAACUUUGAUGCGAGCACUAACCAACUAAAUUCGACUUUGUGCACAACUUUUAUGUUUUGUUAUGUUUGGGCCAUUGGCGGAAACAUUCUUGAAUCCAAGUGGGAUGCAUUUGAUACCUUCACGAAGAAUAUGUUUGAUAGCAAUCCCUUUGCUAAGGUCCCUACUGUUUGUGAUAUCUGGAGUGUAUUUAUGGAUUUUCCAUCAAACCGACUGGAACUUUGGGAAAUGGCUGUGCCCCAUUUUAUCUACAACAAAACCAUUCCUUUUUUUAAUAUAUUUGUACCUUCAGUGGAUACACUGAGGUAUGGAUAUUUACUCGAGAAGUUAUUGGAUGUGGAUCAAUCAGUUCUCUAUAUUGGUAGCUCUGGUGUUGGGAAGUCAAUGAUUGCUAACCGACAGAUAACUCAAUUGGCAGAUACUAAAAGUUAUGUUCCUGUGUUCAUCAAUUUCUCAGCACAAACUAGCAGCAAGCAGACACAAGACAUCAUAGAAUCAAAACUGGAAAAAAGACGAAAAAAUGUUAUUGGUGCUCCAAAAGAGAAGCGUGUGAUUAUUUUUAUUGAUGAUAUUAACAUGCCUAAACUGGAUACUUAUGGUUCUCAACCACCUAUUGAACUUCUGAGGCAAUAUCAAGAUUUUAAGGGAUUUUAUGAACGAAACAAAUUCACUUGGCUUGAUAUAGAGGAUGUGACCUUGUCAGCUGCUUGUGCACCUCCUGGUGGUGGUCGAAAUGCUAUCACACCAAGACUUGUCCGUCAUUUCAGUGUUUUCAACAUACCCCCUCCUGCGGAACAUAGUCUCAAGUUAAUGUUUACUGCUAUUCUUAGCGGUUUCUUUAUUGAGUUCCCACAAGCCAUCCAGCACUGCGUUGAGUCGAUUGUCUGCGCAGCUGUGGAGAUUUAUUGCAGCAUGAAAUCCGACCUCCUUCCAACACCAACUAAAUCACAUUAUCUGUUUAAUCUUCGUGAUUUAUCAAAAUGUGUGCAAGGUGUGUUACAAGCUAAUUUACAAGUGAUUCAUACAAAAGAACAGAUUUUUAAUUUGUUUUGUCAUGAAGCCACCCGAAUCUUUCACGACCGUCUUACUGAUGACAAAGAUCGCAUGUACUUCCAUACUAUGAUGGCAGAUAUGGCCAGCAAGCAUUUUGGAGAGAUAGUAGCAGCUGAAGACUUAAUGAAAACGCCCAUCAUUUUUGGUGACUACCUCCGUAUAGGGAUUCCACUUGCACAACGUGUUUAUAAACAAGUAGUAGACAUGGAAAAAUUGAAAAAUAUUUUGAUACAGUAUCUAGAUGACUUCAAUUUACAAUCUCCCAAAGAAAUGAAGUUGGUCUUUUUCACUGAUGCAAUUUCCCAUAUUUCUCGUAUUAUUCGGAUUAUCAGACAGAACCGAGGCAAUGCUUUACUUGUAGGUGUUGGUGGUGUUGGCAAGCAAUCUCUGACCAAGUUGGCUGCCCAUAUUUGUGGUUAUCAGUGUUUUCAGAUUGAACUUAGGCGUGGCUAUGAUUAUGUGGCUUUCCGUGAUGAUUUGAAAAAGUUAUAUGAGCUGGCUGGGUGCAAAAGUGAAAACAUUGUCUUCUUAUUUAACGAUACCCAGAUUGUGAUGGAAGAAUUUCUGGAGGACAUAAAUAAUAUGUUAAAUUCUGGAGAAGUUCCAAACCUUCUGGAAGCAGAAGAUAAUGAAAAACUGAUUAACGCCUGUCGACCCGCUGCCAAAGACGUUGGUAUUCCAGAACAGAACAGAGAUUUAGUACUUAACUAUGCUAUUAAUUUAGUCCGGAAAAACCUCCAUAUUGUACUCUGCAUGAGUCCGGUCGGAACAGCUUUUAGAUCACGAUGCCGCAUGUUUCCAUCUCUAGUGAACUGUUGCUCCAUUGACUGGUUCACUGAAUGGCCUGAAGAAGCUUUAUAUUCUGUGGCUGAACUUUUUUUCGAAGAGGCAGAUUCAUCUGUACAAAGCAUGAGUGCGCAACUUGCUUCUGUUUGCGUGACCAUGCAUAUUAGUACAAGGAAAAUAUCUGAAGACUUCUAUAAUGCCUUGAAACGCCGUUACUAUAUUACACCCACCAGCUACUUGGAGCUUAUUAAUCUCUACGAAACUAUGCUGACUUCCAAAAGCAAGGAAGUAAGGCAAAGACUUAAGCAAGUUCAAAAUGGUUUGGAUAAAAUUCAAGAAACAAAUGAUCUGGUCGACAGAAUGAAGAAAGAACUAGUGGCACUUGAACCAGAGUUAAAAGAGAAAUCUGCAAACACUAUAGCACUACUUGAAAACUUGGUUGUUGAUCAAGAUGCAGCAGAUAAAGUAAAAAAAGAUGUAAUGGUGAAUGAAGCGAUUGCGAAACAGAAAGCUGAUGAAACAGAAGCAGUUGCUAUGGAUGCCCAGCAAGAUUUGGACGAAGCAUUGCCAGCACUUGAAGGGGCCAUACAAGCUUUAGAUGCUCUUGACAAAAGUGACAUUGCUGAAAUACGUGUCUUCUCUAAUCCUCCUGAACUUGUCAGAACAGUAAUGGAAGCAGUAUGCAUACUUCUGCAUCAAAAGACUGACUGGCAGUCUGCUAAAAGUGUGUUAGCUGACCAAAACUUUUUGAAAACCCUCCGUAGUUAUGACAAGGAUCAUAUACCCGAUCCUUUAUUGAGAAAACUCAAAGUCUAUAUUGAUAACCCAAAAUUCUUUCCUGAGAUUGUUGAGAAUGUCUCCAAGGCUUGUAAAUCAUUGUGUAUGUGGGUGAGAGCUAUUAACUUGUAUGCAUACGUUUUUCGAGCAGUCCAACCCAAACAGCAACGGCUUGCAAAAGCAAAAGAAGAGCUUGCUACUGUUAUGAGUAACCUGAGAGUACACCAGGAUGCUUUGGCUAAAGUUGUGGCACAAAUUGCUGCUCUGCAGAAAACAUAUGAUGAAAGUGUAGACGAGAAAGAAAGGCUUGAAUGUAAGAUCACCCAGACAGCUGUCAGAUUGAAACGAGCAACCAAAUUAACCAAAGCUCUUGCAGAUAAGCAUGAAAAAUGGAAAGAAACAGUCGUAGAAUUUGAUCAGCUGUUGGGCCACAUUGCUGGUGAUGUUUUGAUUUCUGCUGGCAGUGUUGCUUAUACUGGUGCUUUCACAAAUGAUUACCGCCACGAGCUCAUUACAAUCUGGAUUGAGAAAUGUUCUGAAGUUGAAAUUCCUAUUUCAACUGAUUUUUCACUGGUUAAUACACUCUCAAAUUCUUACCAAAUUCGUGAGUGGAACUCUGAUGGGCUACCAAGAGAUGAGGUCUCCAUUGACAAUGCAGUAAUUGUUAUCUACAGCCAGCGUUGGCCUUUAAUGAUUGAUCCACAAGAACAAGCUAACAUGUGGAUUAAGAAAAAAGAAGCUAAAUAUAACCUUAGUGUAAUAAAACCUUCUGAUACCAAUCUUAUGAGAACUCUUGAAAAUUGCAUACGGAUCGGUAGGCCUGUUUUACUGGAAGAUGUUGGCGAGGUUUUAGAACCGUCCCUGGAGCCUAUCCUGUGUAAACAAACUUAUUACAAGUCUGGUCGUCAGAUGAUACGUCUUGGAGACACUGAACUUGAAUAUAGUCAAGAAUUUAAACUAUUCAUGACAACGAAACUACCCAAUCCUCAUUAUCUUCCUGAAAUUUGUAUUAAAGUUACAAUUGUUAACUUCACUGUCACACGGACAGGGCUUGGAGACCAAGUUCUUAGCGAAGUAGUUCAAUUGGAGAAACCACAACUUGAAGAACAGCGCAACCAAUUAAUCACCCAUAUAAACCGAGACAAAAUUCAGCUGAAGUCCAUUGAAGAACGAAUCCUCCAAUUGUUAUUCCAUUCAAAGGGUAACAUUCUUGACAAUGAGGACCUUAUUAACACACUAAAUGAAUCCAAGGUGACAUCUGAUGUAAUCAACCAGCGUCUGAUUGAGGCCGAACAAACUGAAACUAGCAUUUCUACAGCUCGAGAGAAAUACCGACCAGUUGCUGUUCAAGGUUCAAUCAUAUAUUUUGCAGUGGCAGAUAUGGCAAUUCUUGAUCCAAUGUAUCAAUUCUCUUUGAAAUAUUUCAAACAGUUAUUUAAUAUGACUAUUGAACAAAGCGAAAAAUCUGAAAAUCUUGAGACACGAUUGAUGAUAUUGUUACGUGAGAUAACUGAAUUUAUAUACAAAAAUGUCUCCAGAGCACUGUUUGAAGAACAUAAAUUGGUAUUUUCAUUUUUACUUUGUGCAAUGAUAAUGAAAGAGAAAAACGAUGUCUUGCCUGAAGAAUGGAAUUAUUUUCUGCGUGGCGCUGGGGGAUUAGAUGAGGAAUACCCAGAGAAACCUGAUAUUACAGGUCUAACUCAACAUGCAUGGCAAGCAGCUUGCGAUUUAAGUAGAUGUGUGCCCUCAUUUGCAAACCUAAAAGAAGAAAUAGCAUUGCAAAACCUCCAAGUUCAAAUAGGAAAUGUUGUGGUAAAUUCACUUCAGGGUGUAGAGGAUCUUGAAUGUGUUGAGUUUAAUGAGUUUAAUAAGCGGUUAACUCCUUUCCAGAAACUAAUCUUCAUAAAAACAUUCCAAGAAGAGAAGACUAUAUUAGCAAUUACUAAUUUCGUUUGUGAAAAUCUUGGUCAAGUCUAUAUUGAAAGUCCAGCUCUCAGCUUGCCAGACUUAUAUAAUGACAUGAGAAAGAACAUUCCACUGAUAUUUAUUCUAAGUUCUGGUUCAGAUCCUAUGGGGGCAUUUCUCAAAUUUGCUAAAGACAAAGAAUACUUGAGCCGAUUACAGGCAAUAUCUCUUGGACAAGGACAAGGUCCGAUUGCACAGGCAAUGAUUAAAGAUGCUACAACGUUAGGUAACUGGGUGUUUUUACAGAACUGCCACUUAGCUCAAUCAUGGAUGCCAUCUAUGGAAAAUAUUAUCAGGAAUUUGGUAGAAUCUCCUGAUGAAAUUCAUGAUGAUUUUCGUUUGUUCUUGAGUUCGAUGCCAGCAAAACAUUUUCCCAUCAGUGUCCUUCAGAACAGCAUAAAAGUAACUAAUGAACCACCGAAAGGUCUCAGAGCAAAUCUAAAAAGAACAAUUGGCACUAUCACAACCGCUUUCUUUGAAGAACACAUUUUAACACGAGGCUGGUGUAAAUUAGUGUUUGGAAUUUGCUUUUUCCAUGCUAUUGUACAAGAAAGAAAAAAAUUUGGACCUCUUGGAUGGAACAUUAGGUAUGAUUUUGCUGACAGUGACCGAGAAUGCGCCUUGUUGAAUUUCCAAUUAUUUUGUAUUAAAGAUAUUCCAUGGGACACACUUUCAUAUAUCACUGGAGAGAUUACUUAUGGGGGUCGUAUAACAGAUAACUGGGAUCAGAGAUGUUUGAGGACCAUAUUGAAAACUUUUCUUCAUCCUACAAUUCUUGAUGAAAGCUACACUUAUUCACCAUCGAGACGAUAUUUUGCUCCUCCAUGCGACACCAUUCCUGACGUCCUCCAAUAUAUUGACACACUGCCUCAUACAGAUGAACCAGAAAUAUUUGGCAUGAAUGAGAAUGCCAAUGUAACCUUUCAUAGACAAGAAACAUUUAAUUUGGUCAGUGCUGUUCUUGCCAUGCAACCAAGAGUUGCUGGAGGAGAAAUGAAGUCUGGAGAUUCUAUUGUAUUGGAGUUGAUUGAAAGCAUUGACAAGAAAAUCAUACAGAAACUUGAUAUUGAACAAGCCAGUAAAGCUAUCUUUGAACUUGAUGAGAAAGGAAGGGUGAAUUCAUUAACUACAGUGUUAGGACAAGAAGUUGACCGAUUCAAUAAACUCCUUACAGUUAUAAAGCUUUCCUUGCAUCAACUAAAACAAGCUAUACAUGGUACCGUGGUAAUGAACUUGCAGCUGGAAUCAAUGUAUGAAUCCUUCUUAAAUAAUCAAGUUCCCCAAAAUUGGUCCAGCUUUGCUUAUCCCUCUUUGAAGUCAUUAGCUAGUUGGGUAGUGGAUCUUGUUUUGAGAUGUUCAUUUAUAGACUUCUGGAUAAAGAUGGGACAACCCUUUUCUUUCUGGUUACCUGGAUUUUUUUUCCCUCAAGGUUUUCUAACUGGAGUUUUACAGAACUACGCACGUAAAUACAAUCUAGCUAUCGACCGACUUAAUUUUAACUUUACUAUAUUACCACAAUAUCGUCAUCAAAAAGAUUACAUCCAAGCUCUCACAACGAUGACAUUUGGAGAAGAACUAGACAUUGAUAAGGAAAUUGGGAAAAUAAAAGAUGGUGUUUUGGUGCAUGGACUCUUCAUGGAUGGAUUUGGUUGGGACAUUAAUAGCAUGAUGUUAGCAGAUUCCAAGCCAGGUGAAAUGACUGCUUCAUUACCAAUGAUGCACCUGGAGCCUUCGCCUAAUGUUGAAAUUUUAGAGUCAGACUAUACCAGUCCAUUGUAUAAAACUGCUCAACGUGCAGGAGUGCUAUCCACAACAGGUCAUUCAACCAAUUUUGUGUUUGCUGUUCAAUUGCCGUCAAAUCAACCACAGGAUUAUUGGAUUGCCAAAGGAGCUGCACUAAUAUGCCAACUUUCAGAUUAAUUCACUGUUGUAUAAAAAA
Molecule: messenger RNA, 12482 nt
Organism: Octopus sinensis (East Asian common octopus)
Lineage: Eukaryota; Metazoa; Mollusca; Cephalopoda; Octopoda; Octopodidae
Product: dynein heavy chain 6, axonemal-like
Exons: 81
Coding region: 179-12463 (4094 amino acids)
Biological process (GO): microtubule-based movement
Cellular component (GO): dynein complex
Molecular function (GO): dynein intermediate chain binding; minus-end-directed microtubule motor activity; dynein light intermediate chain binding
Source: RefSeq, a predicted model, not a curated record